This is a messenger RNA of Vitrella brassicaformis, 1683 nucleotides long. The record is from the annotation of a GenBank genome assembly. NCBI's taxonomy places the organism in Eukaryota, Vitrellaceae.
AAAGAUGAAGCGGAAGGAGAUCAGUUCUGAUGCUGCUGAUGGAUCCACCACACAGGUGGAUGAUGAAGGCCGGCACGCCAACCUGACACCCGCAGGGAAGAGGAAGGUGCGGCAUGUGGCACACUCAGCGACGGAUGACUAUCAGCCCGGCUUCCUCUCGUCACUCCUGAGCGGCACGAGCGGAGAUGAGCCGCUGAAGAACAAAAAGAAGGCCAAAGAGCCCCGGGAUGCCGCAACCGGAGAGCAUGCAAUGAGUGCAGUGACGGCUCUGUUCGCACGCCCAUCCGCCCCCCUUCCCGCACCAAUUGCGCCGCCCACUGACUUACUAGGUGACUCACUCAAUCAGCCUGAGAAGCCGCCCGAGAAGAUCAUGAAGAAGAACGCGAAGAAGAAGCAGCAGAAGACAAAGGGUGAGGGUGGCAAGGGUGACGAUGACUCUGAGAGGGACUCAAGGACACUCUUCGUCGGCAAUGUGCCGCUCAAUGUCAAGAAAGACAAGGUGCUGGACGCUCUGGGUGUCGGAAAGCCGGAUGUUGAAUCGGUGAGAGUGACUUACGAGUGUGUUCACUCGAGCUCUGGGGUGUCUGUGACAUUCACUGUGUGGGUAUGCUAUGCUUGCCGUUUCAGCUUCGUUUUCGGUCGGUGCCUGUCUCCCCCAAGUGGAUGAACCAGAGGAAGGCGGGAGUUAUCAAGAAAGAAUAUGCGGUCACGGCACGUCGUGACACACACAAGGGGCCCGAACGAAAUUAUGCUUCCAAUUGCGUGUGUGUGUGUGUGUCUAUCAGGGUACGGCCGGCAGCCAGGUGGCGUAUGUUGUGUUCCGGGAGAAGGAGGGGCUUGAGGAGUUCCUGCAGCGUAGGGAUGACAUUGAGCUGAGCGGCCAUCUCCUGCGGCUCGACCGGGCAGACAGCGGCAGCGCAUUCAGCGUAGGAUAGCAACGACAGUGACAGAUGUGUCCACACGUAUGUAUCUAGAUGGUCUCUCCCCGUUCCCUUCUGUGUCGUGCUCACGCACGCAGAAAUUCGACCGGAAACGAAGUGUUUUUGUGGGCGGUCUGCCUCGUGAAGCGCAGGAGGAUGAUGUGCGUCAGCAUUUCUCCCAAGUUGGGCCUGUCAAGGGUGAGUGACGGACACGAGCAUGCCACGAAAGACAUGACAAUACGUGCUGCCUUUUGUGUCAUUUCAGCGGUUCGCAUCAUUCGCGACAAGGCGACCUUCAUGUGCAAGGGCAUUGGCUUUGUUCACUUCGCCGACCGAUCACACGUCGUCAAGGCCAUACAGCAGCUGCACCAACAGCCAUUCGGCCCAUUGGUGAGCUCUGGAAUACACCAGCCGCGUGUCAUCCUUCUCUGUGCGCUGCUCCUUCUCUGUGUCAUCCUUUCUUCAGGAGCGGCCACUGCGGGUGACGAAGGUCUUGACAGAGGAGGCGGCGAAAUUGCAGAAGGAGCAGACCAGCAUGAGGAAACCUGGCAAGAGGAAGGCGGCUCGUGCGGCCCCCAAAGUGCACCCAGCAGAGCGGCGCAUACAGAAGAAAUUGCCGGUCGGUGUGGGCAAGGUGGAGGGGAGGGAGGGCGCACGUGCAACCACGAUGAAAAAGGCUAGGAGUAUGAUGGAUCGCUGGAAGAAAAGGGCAAAGGGAAAGGGUUCUGUGAGGAAGCAAGCCAAGUGAGUGAGUGACUGAGUG